Peniophora sp. CBMAI 1063 is the source of this 1227-nucleotide messenger RNA. NCBI's taxonomy places the organism in Eukaryota, Fungi, Basidiomycota, Agaricomycetes, Russulales, Peniophoraceae. The record is from the annotation of a GenBank genome assembly.
AUGGCUUCUUCAGAAUCUUCUGGCGCAGAGCGGCCGUUCGUGUACGCGGUACCUGAGGAGGACAUUGAGCUUCUGCAGAAGAAGCUGGCUCUUACGCGCUUUCCCGACGAGCUCGAGGACGCGGGCUGGGAAUACGGUGUACCUUUGUCGGACAUUCGCGCUCUCGUUGAGCGUUGGCGUAAUGGCUUCGACUGGCGGGCUGUUGAGCGGUCUCUCAACACAUUGCCCAUGUUCAUACGACCCAUCACUGUCGAUGGCUGGGGCACUUUCGACGUUCACUACGUUCAUCAGCGAAGUGACCGCGCAGGAGCGAUCCCGCUUCUGUUCAUACACGGCUGGCCGGGAAGUUUCAUCGAAGUACAGAAGAUCCUGCCGUUGCUGGUAAACCCCGAGGAUCCCAAAGCUCCCGCAUUCCACGUCGUUGCUAUCAGCGUUCUUGGAUUCGGACCGUCCGAGGGUCACCAUAAAGCUGGUCCGUUCUCGCUUGUCGAGUACGCAGAGGCAUCUAAUAAACUCAUGCUUGCGCUCGGUUACACGGAGUUCGUCACCCAAGGCGGCGAUCUCGGCUAUGGCAUCUCUCGCACCAUGGCUUCCAAGUAUGGCCCCAAGCACGUCAAAGCAUGGCACACGAACUUUCCCUCUGUCGUAUAUCCCCCCACAUUCUUUCAACACCCGAUCUUGUACCUGCAGAACCUGUUUCCCUCGCUCUUCUACUCAGAGUCCGAGAGGAAGGGUUUCGAGCGUCGCGAUUGGUUCUUUCGCACCAACCCAGGCUACUUCACGAUGCAUCAGACGAAGCCGCAGACGCUCGGCUACUCGCUCUCCGACUCACCCGUUGGAUUACUGGCCUGGGUGUAUGAGAAGAUGGUAACGUGGAGCGAUGGUUACGACUGGAGCGAUGACGAGGUUCUGACCUGGGUGUCGAUAUACUGGUUCUCCCGUCAAGGACCGACGGCCAGCACGCGGAUAUACGUCUACGAGCGCAGCGUAUUCCAGGUUCCGCCACCCACAGUACCCAUGGGCAUCUCGUACUUUCCGAAGGAGAUCUUUCCCACGCCCAGGAGCUGGGCCAGGACAUUGGGCAACGUCGUUGCAGAGAGCGAGCAUCCCGACGGCGGUCACUUCGCCGCACAUGAGCGCCCGGAGGCUCUCGUGGACGAUGUGAGGAAGAUGUUCGGCAGAGGUGGUCCUGCCUUCGCUGUCGUUCCGGGUCGGGAUGGGUACUAA